Messenger RNA from Aspergillus viridinutans, 663 nucleotides. RefSeq lists its product as uncharacterized. NCBI's taxonomy places the organism in Eukaryota, Fungi, Ascomycota, Eurotiomycetes, Eurotiales, Aspergillaceae. The coding region runs from base 1 to 663 and encodes 220 amino acids. The transcript has a single exon. The record is from RefSeq and is a predicted model, not a curated record.
AUGCCCGAAAUCCUCCUCCCAGACACAGCAUCCAUCACCUCCUCGACCGCCUCCUCCGACCACCAACAAGCGAGUCUCACCCGCCGCAAAUCCCUCCCUCUGCGCCGCCUAUCGGUCUGGCUCUCCCGCCGUAUCUCCAGGCAGGGAUUAAACGCCACCUACGAUAGCAAUUAUACCCACGCCAACACCCACACCCACAAUGACAACGACCGGCAAAAGAUUAUCUCUGACCUCAACCACCGCAAAAGGAAAGAGUACGAGGCAGAGCGCGAUCUCUCCGAGGCCUAUGCGGCGUAUUGUCGGGCCUUUACGUCGGCGGGCCAGCACCUCCAUCACCAGAACCGCAGGACGUGGAUGAUGGACGGCGAGGUGGAUCUCACGAUGAUUUCCGAGGAUUCCAGGUAUGCACAUCCCGAGGACGAUGAGGAAGGUGUCCUCGAUGAGAAACGGGUGCCACUACCCGCCGAACCCGAAGCUGUGCUAUCACCGGUCCCCGAACUAGAGCCAUCGCCGCCGCCUCACAUCCUCACGCCGUCGCUCUACGUCGAGAUGCGCCGGGCGGCCUGCGACAAGAAACGAGCCAGGCAACGGCUACGCCAACGCCGGCUGUGGUCGUGGUCGUGGUCGUGGUUCUCUCACAUUCGUCACCGCGAGUCUCACUGA